GUUUAAUUCAUUUCUUAAAAUGAACACUUAUCAGUGGUUAUCAUUUUGUUUCUGUAUUUAAAAUCUGUCUCUCACUGAUGUGACGGCAGACGAGCUUAUCUGUUUUCCUGCUUACAUAUUAAUAUGAAAAGAUGCAGUCUCGACUGCUCCAGAUGUCUCUGCUCGCGGAUACCCUCGGGGCCAUCGCUAUACCCCGCGCGCGCACCUGUCACACACUGCUCCCGAGCUCGAUCCAAGCCGGAGUGAGUGAGAGCGUGUCAUUCAGCGGCUCCACCCCUCCGGUAACUACACCCCGCUCAGAACCGACCAAACCCGCACAUCAGACACAUUCACCGUUAUACAGGUAUCCCCCCAACGUCCCUACCGUGGCGAAAAGUUAUUUAAGGUGUUUAUGUUGGGAUUUUAAGGGAACUUACGUGGACUUGGUAGGGUCUAAAAGAAAAAAAAUGAAAGGGAGGAUUAUGAAGGAUGUCUUGGGGUUCGAGUCGAGCUGGACGUACUGGACGCUGUUUUUUCUCUGCGCUCUCGUGCCGCUCCCAGUGCGCUCAGAUAUCACUUGUGCCUCGUGCUUCGCACCAAUACGCCGGAAUGAAGCGCACGCGAAGCCAACAGCUUUUAUCAGCCGUGAUUUUGGAAGUGCACCGGACGGCAGCACUGAUAAAAACUGGAAAUGGAGACUUGAUGGAACUCAACUUUCCCCCGAAGCGCACAAAAAGUCUCCUUUCGUGUCCUGGAGAGAGAAACUGCAGAACGCGCACAUAUCCAGAGCGGAAUGGACGAGCCCAGCUGAAGAAAAAGACGGAAAAGUUUAUCCAACAGAGGAAACCAAAGUGAACAGGAGAGAAAAGCGCAGUCUGUUUCCGUCUGACAGCGCGGCCGGUUCUCGGUUCGAGUUCAGGCGUACCGGAGGAGUUGACGGUACCGGGAAGAGCCCGAGACAGAAUGAGCCACACCUGAUCACGUCAACCUUUGCGCUGUCCGGAGAUUCGGCUCAUAAUCAGGCCAUGGUGCUGUGGUCCGGACACAACAGCAGCGUGAUCCUGAUUUUGACAAAACUGUUCGACUUUAACCUGGGAACCGUGACGGAGAGUUCGCUAUGGAGGUCAGUAGAUUUUGGGACGACAUAUGAGAAGCUGACAGAUAAAGUGAUGAUCAGAACGAUGCUGAGCUAUCUGUACGUCUGUCCAACCAAUAAGAGGAAGAUCCUGAUUUUAUCUGAUCCAGAGGUGGAGAGUAGUUUACUUAUCAGUUCUGAUGAAGGAGCCACUUUUCAAAAGUUCAAUAUUAACUUCUAUAUCAUGAGUCUUCUGUUUCACCCUACUCAGGAGAAUUGGAUACUGGCCUAUAGCCAUGAUCAGAGGCUUUAUAGCUCGGUGGACUUCGGUAAAAAGUGGAUUCUUGUUCAUGAGAGAGUUACUCCGGGGCGAUUCUACUGGGCGCUGAGUGGUCUGGAUAAAGAGGCAGAUUUGGUGCACAUCGAGGCUCGAACUGACAGUGGACAAAUGCAGUAUAUUACCUGCCGAGCACAAAAGUGUUCGGAGGAGGGUAGGCAGUAUCCAUUCAGCGGCCGAAUUGACACCAACUCACUUGUGGUGCAGGACCAAUACAUCUUCUUACAGUUAACCACAGCAGGAAGAACUACAUACUUUGUGUCCUAUCAGCGAGGGCCCUUCAGGACCAUACAGCUCCCUAAAUACUGUCUACCCAAAGACAUGCACAUUGUCAGUACAGAUGAGGGGCAAGUGCUGGCAGCAGUGCAGGAGUGGAACGAAAAUGACACCUACAGUCUGUACAUCUCUGACACACCUGGAGUCUACUUCACUCGCUCGCUCCCAAACCUCCGUACCUCCCGAGGCCUCGCAGGAAACCUCAUUGUGGAUGUCUACAAGGUGGCGGGUGUCAGUGGACUGAUCAUAGCCAAUAAGAAAGAAGACGCACAGAUGAGAACAUAUAUCACCUACAACAAAGGCCAGACAUGGAGCUUACUACAACCUCCGACAAAAGACACCACAGGACAUGACAUCAACUGCAACCUGCCGUCGUGCUCCCUGCACCUUCACCUGCAGAUGUCUGAAAACCCCUACACGCCUGACACCAUCUCCACCAAACACUCCGCUCCAGGGAUUAUAGUGGCCACAGGAAACACUGGGCCAGAGCUUUCCUUCUCUAACACAGGAAUGUUCAUCUCCUCUGAUGCCGGCAACACAUGGAGACAGAUUUUUGAGGAGGAGCACAGUGUCUGGUUUUUGGACCAUGGAGGGGCUUUAUUAGCUGUUACACAAUCUGCUGUACCAACACGCCAUUUAUGGAUUAGUUUGGAUGAAGGCCGGCAGUGGGACAAACUCAGCUUUUCGUCUACACCCCUAUUUGUCGACGGGGUUUUGAUGACUCCAGAGACUGAGAAUCGCAUCAUUACAUUCUUCGGGCACUUUAGUUACCACUCCGACUGGCAGCUGAUAAAGAUUGACUACAGCUCCCUGUUUGGGCGGAAAUGCACAGACGGAGACUUUCAGACGUGGCACCUGCAUAACAAGGGUGAGGUGUGUGUGAUGGGAGAGAGACAGGUGUAUAUGAAGAGGAAGCCUGGCACACGCUGCACUCUGGGUCGGGAAUAUUCUCGAGUUGUUUCAGCUGAGCCCUGCAUCUGCACCCUCUAUGACUUUGAGUGUGAUUAUGGGUUUGAGAGACAGGCCAGUGGAAAAUGUGCACCUGCAUUCUGGUAUGAUGUCAGUUUACCAGCACACACCUGCAGCCAUGGACAGCGCUACCGCAACAGCACAGGGUACAGGAAAGUGCUGUUGAAUAACUGUAGAGAGGGUCUGAAGGAUACACUGAGUCCCAGAAUGCAACAGUGUAAACCCAUAGCACCCGGUGGCCUACAGCUGAGCACCAUCAACUCUCAGCUCACUGCUGUUCUGGGAACCAACAUCACCUUCAGAGUAGCAUUGCAAAAUGGUGACUCACUGUCUACAAGUCUCCAUGUGGACUUUGGAGAUGGCAUCUCGGUGUCAUACUCCAAUAUAAGUCGCCUUGGUGACAGCAUCACACACACGUACAGGGUCGCUGGGAUAUUCAGGGUCACCGCACGUGCUCAGAACAGUCAUGGGUCUGACAGCAGCUCGCUCUAUCUGCACAUCACUAGUCCCUUGGAGCGUAUCUUUCUUUCGGCACCGGUGGUCGUCAUCAGAGGAAAAGAGGCCAACUUGACAGCAGUGCUGUGGCCCAGUCAGCCCAGGACUGCUACCUUCUACUGGUGGUUCAAUAACAGCACAGAGCCACUGAUCACACUGGAAGGAAGCGUUGCGCACACGUUCAUGCGAGAGGGACCGAACUCUGUCACCGUACAGGUGUCGGCGGGAGGCACAGUCCUACAGGAUGUGAAAAUCAUCACUGUCAAAGACUUCUUCCGUUCUUUACUGCUGUCGUUCUCUCCCAACCUGGAAGAGCACAACCCGUCCGUUGCUGAAUGGAGGCAGGACGUGGGGCGCGUUGUCAGGGCAACGCUCUCUCAGGUUUGCGGCUUCCCUGAGGACCAGCUGUUGGUCUCUGUGUUUCCUGGAUCUCCAACUGCUGCUGAACUCUUUAUCCUACCCGAGACAAACCAGUCAGCAUUCAGAUCACACACAGAGGAGCAGUUCGAUAAGAUGUCGGAGGUCUUCAUGAACGCUUUAAAUCAGAACCUGAUCCAGUUUGAUCUGAAGCCUGACACACGGGUCACUGUGUCUGUGUCUCAGCUCACACUGGCACCUCUGGUGGACUCCAGUGUUCUCCCCAGUGGCUCUGCCAUGCUGUUACUGGUUUCUCUGGGUCUGGUGGGAUUGGCUAUUCUCUUCAUCUACAAGUUCAAACGUAAAAUCCCAUGGAUCCAUGUGGAGACAGAGGACACCCAUGAGAAGGAGCCAGAGAUGAUCAGCUCUGUCGGACAGGAGAAGAACGGCACGCGUACAACAGCCACUUCAUUCACAACAUGCAGUGCACACACAACACACACACCAUUUCCCUCCAACACCGGAACACACAACAGCUUCAGCCAUCUGCCACCUCCAAGAGACCUGAUGGAGAAAGAGCUGGAGGCUCACAACACUGGAGGCCUUGGGGUUGGAGAGCGGCAAAGGACAAGACAGAUUCCAAACUGCACCAAUGUCUGAAAUGAUGAAGGAAGGUUUGAAGAUGAUAUCAAUUGUAUUAGAUGUAUAAUUAUACUUUUUUCCCUUAACUUUUCCUGUUGUUGUGGUGCUUAUGCCUUUUUAUUAUAUUGUGGUGUUUUACAUUUGAGCUCUAUAAAUGAACAAUUCCUUAAGUGGUAAUAAAGGUAUUUUUAAUUACAGAUUAAACAAAAUCUCUAUCAAAAACAGUAGAAUUAUACUGUAUAUUAUAUCAGCACUUAAGGAGUAGUUUCUGUCACCCCAAUACAGUUCUUUCUUAAAAUGACGAUCAGAGAAACUGAUCUAAUCUUCCUAAGCAGGGACUCCAAAUUCCUUUUGUAAAAGUAAGAGAUCAUUCUCCGCAUGCUACCUUGUAGAUAAAUUAAGAUUAACUGCCUCACAUUUGUAAAACAGCUCACUUUUAGAGUUCCCAAAUCAUAUAUGUUACACUUUCAUACGGAAAAAUCAAUAUUUAAUCAUUUGAAAUAUGCUUAUAGCUUUAUGUAUGUUUAUAUUGAUGCUUACCUCAUCUGAAUCAAUGUUAAGAGGUCAUAUAAGGAGCAUGGUUUUAGGAUCGAGUAGAUGUACAUGGCACAAAUAGAGGUUGGUACCUUCAUCUGUGUAGAAGUCUCAUCUGCUGAACAUGUCCAUUUGUGCCUUGGCAAUGUGUAUUACUAUUGUAAGAUGGCAACAUAUUCUUAAUUUGGUUAGUAUUCACGAUACUAUAUUCCUAGAAGUAUACUCAUUUGGAGUGCAUGUUUCAUCGCUACUAAUAGCUAACAGCCAGUUUUAUAUUCGACUGUGAACUGAAAGUCACUUCAAUCUGA
Messenger RNA from Onychostoma macrolepis, 4972 nucleotides. RefSeq names its product sortilin related VPS10 domain containing receptor 3b (gene sorcs3b). Lineage: Eukaryota; Metazoa; Chordata; Actinopteri; Cypriniformes; Cyprinidae. Gene Ontology annotation, cellular component: membrane. Gene Ontology annotation, molecular function: protein binding. The transcript is spliced from 27 exons. The coding region runs from base 132 to 4148 and encodes 1338 amino acids. The record is from RefSeq and is a predicted model, not a curated record.